AUGAUAUCUCUAGUCUUCUCUCCAUCUCUCACCACAGUAAAAGAGGAGUCGGUUGCCACCUACAAAGGCAACGAGUUCUUCAGCUAUGACUUAUCUCAGAUGCCCAUCCAGAGCAAACUGGACGAGAUCACUCUGUCCUUCCGCACGCUGCAGAGGAACGGCCUCCUUCUCCACACCGGGAAGUCAGCUGACUAUGUCAACCUAUCCCUGAGGAGCGGCGCUGUGUGGCUGGUCAUCAACCUGGGCUCAGGGGCCUUCGAGACCCUGGUGGAGCCCACCAACGGCAAGUUCAACGACAAUGCCUGGCACGAAGUGCGCAUCACACGCAACCUGCGCCAGGUGACUGUCUCUGUGGAUGGGAUCUUGUCCACCACCGGCUACACCCAGGAGGACUACACCAUGUUGGGCUCUGAUGACUUCUUCUACAUUGGGGGGAGUCCCAACACGGCUGACCUCCCUGGCUCCCCAGUCAGCAAUAACUUCAUGGGCUGUCUCAAAGACGUGGUUUACAAGAACAAUGAGUUCAGACUGGAGCUGUCUCGUCUGGCUGCAGAGCGGGACCCUCAGGUCAGUGUUCACGGUGACCUGACCUUCCGCUGUGAGGAUGUGGCGGCCCUGGAGCCAGUCACCUUCGACACGCCCGCCUCCUACCUCACCCUGCCCAGGUGGAACACCAAGAAGACUGGCUCCAUCUCCUUUGACUUCCGGACCACGGAGCCCAGCGGCCUGCUGCUGUUCAGCCACGGGGACAGACGUCUGCAGGACCUAGACAGACAGCCGGACAGGCAGGCCAGGGCUCAUUACUUUGCCAUGGAGCUAAUGGACGGCUUUCUCUACCUGGUGAUGGACAUGGGCUCUGGCAGCAUCAAGAUGAAGGCCAGCAACAAGAGGGUCAACGAUGGGGAGUGGUGCCACGUGGACUUCCAGAGGGAGGGGCGUAAGGGCUCCAUCUCGGUGAACAGCCGCAGCACACCAUUCUCUGAGAAUGAAGGCAAUGAGAUCUUAGACCUGGAGGGCGAUAUGUACCUGGGGGGUUUGCCCGAGGCACGCCAGCGCCUCAUCCUCCCCCCAGAAGUCUGGACGGCCCCCCUCAACCUGGGCUACGUGGGCUGCAUGCGGGACCUGUUUAUGGAUGGGCGGAGCCGAGACCUGAGGAGACUGGCAGAGAUCCAGAGUGCCUCUGGAGUCAGCAGCUUCUGCACCAGAGAAACACACAUCAGGUGUGGCAGAGACGUCUGUGGCAACGGUGGGCAGUGCCGUGAGGGCUGGAACCGUCAUGUGUGUGAUUGCACCAGCACGGGCUACCUGGGUCCCAACUGUGAGAGCGAGGCCACGGUGCUGAGCUAUGAUGGCAGCAUGUACCUGAAGGUGACACUGCCAGUCAGCAUGCACACGGAGGCCGAGGACGUGGCGCUACGCUUUAUGUCCCAGAGGGCCUUUGGGCUGCUGUUGGCCACCACCUCCCAGGACUCAGCUGACACACUGCGUCUGGAGCUGGAAGCGGGCCGGGUCAAACUCACCGUCAACCUGGAUUGUAUCAGGAUAGACUGUAACCUCAGUAAAGGCCCAGAGAUGCUGUUAGCGGGACAGAAGCUGAACGACAAUGAGUGGCACUCAGUGAAGGUGGUACGUCUUGGGAAGAACCUGCAGCUCUCUGUGGACAAUGUGACUGUGGAAGGCCAUAUGGCGGCUGCCCACACCCGCCUGGAGUUCCACAACAUUGAGACUGGCAUCAUGACAGAGAGACGCUUCAUCUCUGUGGUGCCAACCAACUUCAUAGGGCACCUGCAGGCCCUCUCCUUCAAUGGCGUGCCCUACCUGGACCAGUGUAAAAACGGAGACAUCUCCUACUGCGAACUCAACGCCCGCUUCGGCAUGCGCCGCAUCGUGGCUGACCCUGUGACCUUCCACAGCCGGGCCAGCUACCUAGCCUUCUCUACCCUGCAGGCCUACGCCUCCAUGCACCUCUUCUUCCAGUUCAAGACCACCUCCCCCGACGGCCUGCUCCUCUUCAACUCUGGAGACGGCAGUGACUUCAUCAUGGUGGAGCUGGUCAAAGGGUACAUCCAUUAUGUGUUUGACCUGGGUAACGGACCGUCACUCAUGAAGGGCAACUCUGAGAAGCCUCUCAACGACAAUCAGUGGCACAACGUGGUGGUGUCCCGUGAUGACAACAACGUGCACAUCCUCAAGACUGACUCCCGCACCGUCACCCAGCAUUACAACGGAGCCCGUAACCUGGACCUCAAAGGGGAGCUGUAUGUUGGUGGUGUGGGGAAGACCAUGUACAGUAGCCUGCCCAAGCUGAUCGCGUCCCGCGAUGGGUACCAGGGCUGCCUGGCCUCCGUGGACCUAAACGGGAGACUUCCUGACCUGAUGGCAGACGCCGUCCACAGGGUGGGCCAGGUGGAGCGGGGCUGUGAAGGCCCGAGCAGCACCUGUACAGAGGACUCGUGUCAUCACCAGGGGGUGUGUCUCCAGCAGUGGGAGGGCUUCUCCUGUGACUGCACCAUGACCUCUUAUGGAGGAGCAUUCUGCAGCGACCCUGGGACCACGUAUAUCUUUGGGAGAGGAGGAGCCCUCAUCACGUACAUCUGGGCCCCUAAUGAGAGGCCGAGCACCAGAGCUGACCGCCUAGCUGUGGGCUUCAGUACUCAACAGAAAGACGCCAUCUUGGUCAGAGUGGAGAGCACCAGUGGACUGGGAGACUACCUGCAGCUGCACAUAGAACAAGGAAAGAUCGAUGUGAUCUUCAACGUGGGGACAGAUGACAUCACCAUUGGCGAGCCUGCUGUCAUAGUUAGCGAUGGCAAGUACCAUGUUGUGCGCUUCACACGCAGCGGUGGCAACGCCACCCUCCAGGUGGACAACCAACCUGUCAUCGAACGCUACCCGCCAGGGAACUUUGAUAAUGAGCGCCUGGCUAUUGCUAGACAAAGAAUCCCAUACCGACUUGGUCGGGUAGUUGACGAGUGGCUACUCGACAAAGGACGACAGCUGACCAUCUUCAACAGCCAGGCAGCGAUAAAGAUCGGGGGUCAGGAUAAGGGCAGGCCGUUCCAGGGCCAGAUCUCUGGUCUCUACUAUAACGGCCUGCAGGUGCUUAAGCUGGCGGCAGAGAGUGACCCCAGUGUCCAGGCUGAGGGGAACCUGAGGCUGGUGGGAGACUCACUGUCAGUGCUGACCACUGAGACCACCUCCACCACCCCACUGGCUGUCUCCGACAUGUCCACCACCAUCAUGGAGACCACCACCACCAUGGCCACCACCACCACCCGCAGGCAACGCUCCCCCAGCAUGAGGGAGAGCAUCUCCCAGUCUCAGAACUCGGAUGACAUCUUGGUGGCGUCUGCUGAGUGUCCCAGUGAUGACGAGGAUCUGGAGGAGUGUGAGCCUGGAACAGGAGGUGAAUUAGUGUUGCCUAUAAUAACAGUGGAUUCCCUUGAGCCCCCAUCCAUCGCCACCCGUCACCCUGCUUUCCCCCCUCCUCCCACCUCCCUGUCCCCACUUGAGACCACCAAAGAGUCCCUGAUGCUGUCCAACCCUCACCCUCCCUGCCCCUCGGACCAGGAGGACUGCGGUGACCCUGUGGAGGUCUCAGCCUUUGGUUCGGGGGAGUUGACGGAAUCAGAUGACGAGGACUUUUACAAAAACUCCCCCCUGGUCACUGACAGGACGGUCCUGCCUCCUCCUCCCCCUGCCGCUGGUGAAGGCCGGGACCAGAAACCCCAUAAUUCCCGCCCCCCUCCUUCUGCUCCCUCCACCAACCCUGACCAGCUCCACAUCCCCGCGGGCAAAAUGAACACCCGUGACCAGGUGCUUCUGCCCCCUGUCCCUCCAUCAUCUCGGAAUACACCAGGACUAACUUACCCCCCCAAUUUCCCCCAUGUGCCCACAGCCGACCCUACAGCCCCUGGUGAGAAGAUCAUAUAUCCCGGCCUGGUGGAUAGGAUCGGGGAGUCCAGUAGCACCACAGGGAUGGUGGUUGGCAUUGUGGCAGCUGCUGCCCUCUGCAUUCUCAUCCUCCUCUACGCCAUGUACAAGUACCGCAACCGUGACGAGAGCUCCUACCGGACGGACCAGGGACACAGCUUCAUCAACAACCCAGUUGCUGAGGGCAACGGGGCCAUGGUCAAGCUAGAGAAGACACCAAGUAUAACGUCUACAGUAGCCAAGGCUGUCACCAAGGGCAACAAGAACAAGCAAAAAGAGUAUUACGUCUGAGAGAGGGAAGAAGAGAGAAGGAGAGCGAGAGAGAGAUAGGCUAGAGGAAAAUCAUGGAAAGGGGGUUCUCCCAAUUAAAAUUCCACAUUAUCCACUAGAUAAACAUCCAAAGUUUAGCGGGUAAUUGUUACAUUUGUGCCACAAAAACUAACAAAAAAACAACUUGCCAUCAGUAUUUUCACAGUUCCAGGUAAAUUAUAUAUUUUUCAUUUCUAUCACAUACCAAGUACUGUAUUGGUUAACAUACAAUUUCAUACUGGAUUAGAAGCCUAUCCAUUUGCUGUCAUUGUAUAUAGCACCCCAACUAUCAACUGUAUGGUUAUGGUUCACGGUGAAAACUAAGCUGAGACCAUUGUACUAUAUAGAAAAGACCAUUGUACUAUAGAAACAGAUUUGCAUGAAUGUCAGUUCUCAAGAAUCUCAAGUCUCUCUGUCUUCUAAUAACGUCAGAGGUAUCGGUGUGUACCGAUUGGUCAUUAUGGUAAAUAACAACAGAGCAACCCAAUAGCGUUUACUAGAAUAAACAAAAGCCAUACCCAUACUUGGAGACUGAGUGACCCACCUUCUCAGCAGACUAGUCUACCCUAUUUUGUGUUAUCCCAUGUUAACAACUUUCCACUCAGUCUAUCUCUCUGGUUGCCCAUGGUGAAAUGUUGAUGGUUGAAUAUCAUUGAACCAUGUUUUAAGCAUAAUUAUGUAUUUCUUUUCACGUGGAAAAUACAGGUUUUCAAAAGUAAUAUACAAUUCACAGCUUAAUUUAGCCAAUAACCCCUCUAUCUGGAUGAAUGAGAUGAGCCAGAUUCUCUCAUCUCUGUGUGAGGAGAGAUCUACAGAGAUCUACAGAGAUCUACAGUGAUCUACAGAGAUCUACAGUGUGUCAUUCCAUCCAGAAGGAAGUUCCUCAAAAUGCUACUGUAGCAAAGACAUUGCUCUGUAAACAUUUUUGUAUGUAAAGACGUCUUGGGAUUGAAAAAGCUUUGCUCGUUUGUUCUCUGGAGUACAUAGACUAACAGACAAUGAAAAAUACACUUCAUGUGAGAGAUGUUCUGCCUCCACGGUUACCACUGUCAACACUCCAGAUCCACCAUGAGGAGAAGUAGAGAGUGAAUAUGAAAGGGAGCAUCAGGACACAGAUUCACUUUUGAAUAACUUUUUCUAGUGGUUCCUGGGGAGAGGGAGAUGCCCAACCUUGUGUCAAGAGGCUGACUUUCCCUUCCUUCUUCAAUAAUGACACAAAAACUGGAAAGGCACAAAAAGUAGAAACAUAUCUUUGAGAGAUAAACAAGUGUUUCCUUAGAAAGCAAACUGAACAUGUAUUCUGGUUUUUAUAUCCAUGAAUAAAAUACUAUUCUGUGAGACACAUUAUUGAAGGUUUGUGAAUUGUAUAGCUAUUUCUCAGAUAUUUCGGUGUUUCUCUUGUUAGCAUUCCUCUUUAACAAAAUAAGGAGUUCAGUUGUUUAUGUUGCCUUUUAUAAUCAGAUACAGAUUUGUCUAUGAUGAGACAACAUUGUGUGACUGCAGAAACCCAUAUUUAGCCUUUUCUUUUUCAAUGUUGAAUGGCAUUACAUUUCCGUUAAAGACUGGUUAGUGAUUGUAUGUAAAAGUUUUAAGAGAAAACACAAAGGAUGACGUGUACUUAUUUUUUCUUUGGUUCUUCAUUUUAUGUACAUUGAAAAACAUGUCUCUCUUUGUCUGUCGUGUUGACAUUCUCUCCGUUGUAUUAUGUUAAUAUUCUCAAUUUCUGGGAUUUCCUCUUAUUCUUUUAUGAAGUGCCAUUUAACACUGCUCCAGAGUAUAUUCCUGUCCUCACUCAAUGAUAUUGUAAAGUGUUCCUGUGAAAUGAAUCUUCAUAUGUGUACAGUACAUUGACAGAGGGGAAAUACACUUGGUAAUAUACUUUGUA
This is a messenger RNA of Oncorhynchus masou masou (cherry salmon), 6127 nucleotides long. Its product is annotated as neurexin-2-like. The transcript is spliced from 18 exons. Bases 1 to 4224 code for a protein of 1407 amino acids. The record is from RefSeq and is a predicted model, not a curated record. NCBI's taxonomy places the organism in Eukaryota, Metazoa, Chordata, Actinopteri, Salmoniformes, Salmonidae.